UGCUGGAACGAGACGGGAUCUGUAGUGUGGCAGUGCCCGUGUCAAGGAUGGUGGACUCCAAAUAUGUCUUCCAGAUCACAGGGAUCAAAAACAUGCAGUUAAAACUAAAACUGCUCCAUGGAAUUCGCAGGCUGGAUGGUAAAUAUAUCGGUGGCUCUAUCUACAGAGAUGGGACCACACACAUGAUUGUCACUUGUGCACUGGCCAGUGAGAAGUUUUUGGCAGCUUGUGCCAGCGGAAAAUGGAUCGUGACUCCACAGUAUGUGAUGGACAGCCUGAAGAAUGGAGCAUGGCUGCCUGAAGAACCCUAUGAGGUGGACUUCAUUGGCCAGACUCUUGGGGCUGCCAAUCCCAUCCGGAUGUGGAGGACGAAGGUGGCCAGUGGCAGUGUCUCUGGUGCAUUCCAGGGCUGGAGAGUUGUCCUUCAGAUUGAUGACCUCAGUAGGAGCAACAUAUUCAAGCGAAUCCUGAUGGCAGGAAAGGCCAGCGUAUAUACAUCACUGUCUGACUGUGAUGUGACGCAUGUGUUCACCAACCACACGGCCAAGGAUGUGCAAUACAGUGCCCUGCACUACUCUGUGGAUCACAUCGCUCAACAUUUAUUUGGGAGUCCGUGGUCUGAGAUUUCAGAGGUGCUGAAGGGUUUUUCAGAAAGCAUCCAGCAAGAGAGCUCGCCAAUGGACACUUCCCCUGAGUUAGAGGACAAUACUCUGCUAUUCUCCCAGCUAGAAAAUCAGCUGCUGAAAUACGUCUCAAAACUUGCGCUUCUGAAAAAGAGACUUGUUUCCAUGGAUUACCUCAGUUACACGACUGCUGAUCAACUGACAGAGAGCACCGUGGUGGACUUCACCAACGUGCAGAGCCUCAUCGAAUGUGGCCUUUUGGUUGAGGCUCUGGAGGAGAUCCAGGGAAUGCUGCAUCCUGGAGUGCUGCCUUCAGCACAGUACAUAUGCACCCUCAUGGAGCGUGUUAUGCAUGGUGAAGUGAAGCCAUAUUCUUACAGCACAUUUAUUACAGUUUUACACUGCAUCCUAAGGAACAAUCCUUCGAGGGGGUCCCCAACUGUCGUGAAGUAUUUCCUGCAGAUUCUACAGUGCCCCCAGUGUAAGGGAGGGACCUGGUCUCUCUUGCAGACAUCAGUCAGGUGGUGCAUGUCCACUGAGCCUUGCUGUCACUCACUCCCCGGCCCACCCUCCCCAGAGCUGUCCCGCUUCCACGUGGACCUUCAGACCUUCCUGCUCACGCUCUUCCAGCAUGAGCUGUGUGCCUGCAGCAGAGGACAGCCAGGAGGGUCCCGGUCAUCUGUUCUAAUGCAUACUUUCUGGAGCAUUUGGGAGAAGACCACCCUGAACAGCAAGACUGUGCUGCAGUUGGCAGAGCUGCUGAUCCAGGCUUCCUGCUGGGCACUGCCAUCCUCUGAGGACUGGAAGCAGAGGCUGGUGUGUACUUUGCAUGAGACCUUGGCGGUGGUGGUGGAGUACUGGUGCCAGGAGCACAGCAAGCUUAACAAGAACCUGGUGGAGAAGGGGAUGGAAGACCUGGCUGAGCACAUUUCCAUAUUGUGCCAAGAUCGGCCUCCUGAGUUCUUCCAGGAGUUUAUUCCCAGCAUGCCAUCCAUGAAGCUGAGGAUGCUCACUGCUGACUCCAUCUACAGGAAUUUUUGCAGGAGAAACGGCAUCAUUAUAGGAACAGAGCCGCUAACCUUGAAAAAAAUAGUGUCCUCCUACCUCCCAGCCCUGGGGAGGAUUGGCGGGCGUGACUCACAAACUGCGAGGACAGGCCCCUGGCCGGGAGGCGAAGCGGGAGCUGCCAGCUGUGCCGGCCUCGUGGUCAGAUCAGGAGGGACUAAGGGAACUGUAGGAUCUGCUGCACCCAGCCAGAGUAAGAACUUCCUCAAAGGGCUACACAGAGUCAACAUGGCAGGGGAGACGCUCAUCCACAGAGUGUGUAAGAGGAACCAGGUGGAGACUCUCCUGCAUAUCCUUUCACUUCCCGGGACAGACGUCAACGUUAAAGACCACGCAGGCUGGACGCCUCUCCAUGAAGCCUGUAACCACGGCAGCUCCGAGUGCGUACAGGCCCUCCUGCAGCAUUGCCCCACUCUCAACCUGGACAUUCAGGUGGGCGGAGUGAGCCCCCUGCAUGACGCACUCCUUAAUGGCCACAUUCACAUUGCCAAGAUGCUGCUGCAGUAUGCAGGUUCUCCUCUGCUGCGACAGCGGAACACCAGUGGCAGGACCCCGCUGGAAGUGGUCUCAUCCCCGUCACUGCGGGAGGAGCUGUGGAUCUGGGCGCGGGAAGGCGAUUCGGCGCAGGGGAAGGCGAGCGGCGCGCACAUCCGGGACCCGCCCUUCCUGGAGGCUGCCGCUUGCCUGCUCAGGUGCCUCUUGCUGAGCUACGCGCUGGUGCGGGAUGUGCCCUCCUACGAAGCGAUGGCCACGCCUCCGGACCCGACCCCGCGCCUGGCCCGUGCGGUCGCCGCACACACGUCCCGGCGGGUGACGGCCGACUGGGGCGACCCGCUGCUAGUGCGCCUGGCCGAGGAUGUGGAGACGCUGCUGGGUGUGGGGUCGUGUCUGCGGGCUACGCGGGCCGCUCUGCGGUGCUGCCAGGGGCCGCACGCACGUCUGCUGCUGCUCCAGCUGGAGGAACUGGAGGCCGACGGGGCCGCCCUGCUCGCCGGUUCGCACGCCGGGAUCGGUCAUUCGCGGCAGAGUCCCCCCGGACACCCCGAGCCCGGCGGCCAGCGGCACCCCCGGCGAGACGACUCCAUGUCCUCAUACAGUGCGUCCUGAGCCGAAUUUCUCCCCUCUCUAAUGGUGUCGCUAAAUGGACGUCUCCUGCACCGGUGCCUUCUGGGUGCAGAGCGGAGGAGUUGCCCACAACCCCCGAGCUGCUAAAAAAAUGAAGUGAGAUAAAAAGAGUUCUUCCCUCCAAAUGAAACGUACCCUUCGGAUAAGUUUUCAAACGGGAACAGAUGGUGUUUUUGAAUUUUGGAGCGAACCUGCAGACAAGGUGAAUUAACACUAAAUAUAGUUAAAAAUGUAUCCUGGCAGGGCAUUGAAACACCUUCUUCUGUGUGAACAAUAUGCAGUUUUGAGGAUCACUCACUCUAAAGUCCAUUUGUACAGACUCAGAUACCCAACUUGUGAGGUUAAAAAGCACAGACCGUUGUAAGUAAGUGAAAGCUGUGACAACACGCAUGUCGCGUGCACUGUAUAUCGUUAAGUUCUUUACCAUUUUAGCAGGAGGAAGUGAGGAAUCGUAAAUACGCUGUAGCACUUGGGUAGAGGAAUCCUUUGGUUCAGGAGCCUUUGCUUAUUCAUGGAAGCAAUUGUCAGGAGGGACAGCAGACUUCAGCGCAGAGCCUCAACAUAUACUCUUGUUGCUGCUAUGGUUUGCAGCCCGUUGUAACAGCAUUUUACUGCAGAACUGAUGAAAAGUGCUGCUGAGCAGUCGUAGAUUGAAUAUGGUUUUGUUUCAUUAUAGUGUAAAAUAUAGUAGAGCAACAUAUUAAAAUGCAUGGGUUUUAGAACAACUUGUACGAUAACGUAUAUGUUUCUCCUUACACAUUUGGUUUUUAAAAGAAGUUUGUUGUGUAUCUUGUAGCCUGAGCACAGCACUGCUGCAACUGUCAGCUACUGACUCGGGUACGGAGGGUACAUUCCUCUCGACAGUUUUAUUAAUGCCAUCAGGAAACGAUGGAACAAGGUGCAAACCUAAUGUAUUCUAACUGGAAAUCAAAUUGUAUAGACAUGA
Scleropages formosus (Asian bonytongue) is the source of this 3759-nucleotide messenger RNA. RefSeq names its product SMC5-SMC6 complex localization factor 1 (gene slf1). Lineage: Eukaryota; Metazoa; Chordata; Actinopteri; Osteoglossiformes; Osteoglossidae. Gene Ontology annotation, cellular component: nucleus; site of double-strand break. The transcript has 18 exons. The record is from RefSeq and is a predicted model, not a curated record. Gene Ontology annotation, molecular function: protein binding. The coding region runs from base 48 to 2795 and encodes 915 amino acids. Gene Ontology annotation, biological process: protein localization to site of double-strand break; positive regulation of double-strand break repair; DNA damage response.